CCGAUGGCAUCACAGCGAAACUGCAAUGUGGGGACACAUGGCUGCCUAGCUGUAAACCAAAACCAUCCUCCUGGGUAAAAGCAGCAGUACGCUCAGUAGCUGAGAGAAAACCUGGGAAUGCUUCAGAUCAUGCAUUCAGAAGGCUGGAACCUCACCAACCCUGUCCUGAAGAACUAACAGAUGACCACACAUCAGAGUACAGAGGAUUUUUUACUGCAUCCAGGCUGGAAUUAGCUGGAAGAUACUACUCAGGGUGAACGAUGAACAACACUGCUAAGUGCCAUGAUGAUCACACCCUGGACAAGUAUUUGUUUCCAAGUGUGUACAGCAUUGUGAUGAUGAUCAGUAUUCCCAUCAACUGCAUAUCCCUGUAUGCAUCUUGCAUUCAGGUGAGGAAAAAGAAUGAGUUAGCAGUCUACAUCUUCAGCCUGUCCCUAGCUGACCUUUUGUACUCUCUGAUUCUGCCCCUAUGGAUCGAUUAUGCCUGGAAUGGAGAUAACUGGAGGCUCUCUGCCUUGCUUUGUCAGAUUUCUGCCUUCCUUAUGUAUAUGAAUUUCUACACCAGCACUGCGUUCCUUGCUUGCAUCUCUGUUGACAGGUACCUGGCAUUAGUUCACCCCUUGAAGCUCCAGCACUUGCGCACAAGAAGAUUUUCAUUGAUUGUCAGCAUAAUUGUUUGGCUUCUGGAAAGCAUCUUGAAUUCAGCCAUAUUGAUGAACAACGAAGUAUUCAAUGAUCCUUGCAAUUUCACUAAUCACACGUUAUGCUAUGAUAAAUACCCCCUAGAAUGGUGGCAGGCAUGGAUGAAUUUAUUCCGGAUAUGUUCAGGGUACCUGGUCCCUUUGAUAAUCAUCGUGUUUUGCUACCACAAGAUCUACCAGGUAGUGAGAUGUAAUCAAGCCACACUAGACGAAGAAAAGAAAAAAGUGAGAAAACUUAUUCUGAAUAUCACAGUUACUUUCAUUGUUUGCUUCACUCCUUAUCACGUUAUGUUGCUUAUUCGCAGCAUUAAAGAACCUUACAGCACUGACCCACAGCUUUUGCAGCUGAUGUAUAAGGUUUACAGAGUCACACAGGCCUUUACAAGUUUCAAUUGCAUUGCUGAUCCCAUUCUUUACUGCUUCGUGAGCGAAACGGCACGAACAGACAUACUGAAUUUGCUCAGGUGUCGCUUGUGCCUACGAAAGCAGAAGGGAGACCAAGCAAAAGACCAUGCUCUGUGCAGUUUUGCUACAAAGAGCAGUGUGCUGAUCACCCACAGAACUUCAGGUGAAACAGAGACUGAGCAAGCACAUUCAUAGAAAAAUCGGAUAACCUAACGGAGAAACAAAGAAAAAUGCUUCCCCAGUCUGUACCUAGACAAUACCCCAAAAGUCACGGAUACUAAUCUAAGUGAAACCAGUAGCUGGAGCUACUGAGAGCUUAUCACAGGAUCAAUGAACUCAAUGGACUAUCAACAUGUAUCUUUAAAUCAGGUGUGGUAGAUAAACAUACAUCAACACACACACACAGAGCCAACAAAGAUGAUCGUGACACACAACAAAAUGACUGAGGAUCCCCCACAGCACUGCCCCUGUCACAGCUUGCUGGCUAGCCUGGGUGCUGGGCAUGCUCAGCUGGAGUCCUCUUAACCUAGUCAUUUGUUUUCAAGCUUUAGUAGAAACCUAAAUCUUAGCUGUGAAGGAGUCCCAAAAGGGCUUUUUUUUUUAAAAAAAAAAAAAAAAAAAAUCAGUGCUGUGAUAGAGAUGAAUAAAACACACACACACACAGAGAUCAUUCAAAUGAUUGACAAAGGAGCAGAGGGAGGGUGGUAAAUCUUCUCGCUAAUUUUGUGGUGUAAUUUAUGCUGCUAUGAUGGUUCCUGUUUUUCAGUAAUGACUCGAGUUCUCCUUCUGCAUACCCUGGCAAUUAACCACUUCUUAAAACUGUUUACCUCAUGUGGACGGGUACUUGCCUGCUCUUAAGCUUUUCAGCUUUUGCUGUCAUUGAAAAUAGCAUUCUAAUGUAUAACCAUAUCAUGCAGUUUCGUUACAAUAUCAAUAUUGGGUUUCAGGUAGUUGCAAGAUUCAUUACUGCAAGACUCUAUAAAGAAUGGAAUCUAGCCACCAGUGCUUUAACUCAGAUGAAAUUUUUCCUGAUAGAUGCAGGGAGGAAAGAGAAGGAUUGAAAGGUGAGGUUUCACAGCUCCACAACAUAAAGGACCAGCCUUUAACUUUGCUUAUUAUGACUGAAAUCUGGAGCGUGCUUACGUUUGCAGAGUCAAUUGAGCAAGAAGGUUUAUAUCCGUUUACUUAACCUCGGCUGAAGGUUCCAGGGUUCUGAGUCUGCCAGUUUUAAAAAUAUCAAACAACGAACCUGCAAGCAAUACUGACAAACAAGCAAAGAACAUGUGUGUACCAACAAAUGGUAAGAACGGCAACAAAAGCACACACAUUUUGAAAGGGUUGAAGACAGCAUGCAUCAAAAGCACAGCUCUUAAUUCAGGGACCAGCUCCUGCGCAGCCCCUGCAAUGGCUGUGUGGUUUGCUGCUAGCGGCGGGCACCCAAACUCUGAAAAGACUUCAAACACCACGGAAAGUCUUUUUUUUUUUUUUUUUUUUUUAAUCCUCUCGCCACUUUUCCCUUUUGUCAUGCCAGGAAGAAUAUUUGGGUAUGGUGGUUGUCUAGUUUCCUAGGAAAUUAUUUUUUUCACCACCACCACCAAAAAAAUCCCCCUCUAGCAAGUCUGUGUAGUGGAAAGAUUUUUGACCAGCACUUACUUCUAGGUCUGGCAGUAUACUUAGAGGGGGAGCAUACAGUGGUCACAAGCAACAUGGAAAUUCUUCUGAGAAGAUCCCUUAGCAUGUAAAUUAUGAACAUCUCCGUUACGAAAAGCCACUUUUGUUGUUUUCAUUAGUUCCUCUUUAUGUCUAUUUAUACUUUGAUUUCACAUUCUGAGAGGGGAAUUUGAGAGGCUGAGGAGGCUGGGCUUGUUCAACCAGGAGAAGAGAAGACUUUGGGCGACCUAAGGGCAGCCUUGCGCUACCUGCAAGAAGGGGAUUGAGAAGAUGGAGCCAAGCUCCUCGCCAGAGCAUGUAGCAGCAGGACAAGAAAUCAUGUGCAUGACUUGAAGCAAGAAGGGUCAGAGUUGAUAUAAGGAAAAACUUCCAAACCAUGAGGACUGCCAAACAGCAGAGCAGGUUGCACCAAGAUGUUCUGCAUGCUCUAUCCUGACAGGUUUUCAAGACCCAGCUGAACAAAACCCUGAGCAACCUGGUUUGGCCACAUAGCUGACCUUCCUGUGAGCAGAAGGUUGACUAGAGACUUCCUAAGCUCCUUUCCAACCAGAAUUAUCCUGUGAUCCUAUGAACUGUGCAUGUCACGAUUCUGGCUGUUGCCAUCCUCCCGAAGAAAGCAUCUUCGCUUCCCUUCUUUGUUUCCAUUUGCUGGACUUUGGUUUGAUGUAGGGUUUUUUUCUGUAAUACCUUCUUAUAUAUCACAAAGGAAAAAAUAUGCAAGCAGCAUGCAGGUUACUUCACCACAGAUUUUUUUUCCUGUGCUAAUAUAUAUAUUUUGCUACAGAAUGUGAAAUUUCACUACAGCACUGGAAUAAAAGCAGAACCAAGCUUCACUGUAACUUCAUGGAAAAAAAGUACUCAGUGGUUCACUUCUAGACCUUUCAUAUGCCAGAAAGGUUAGAAAGUUAAUUCUUUUGGACUUUUAAUUUAUUUCAAAUAAAGAAUAAUGAAAACUAAGCAACAAAACUGAGUCAAAUUUACCUUGUGUGUUAGGGAGUAGUGAGAGCCGAG
Falco peregrinus (peregrine falcon) is the source of this 3788-nucleotide messenger RNA. RefSeq names its product G protein-coupled receptor 65 (gene GPR65). Gene Ontology annotation, cellular component: membrane. The record is from RefSeq and is a predicted model, not a curated record. Lineage: Eukaryota; Metazoa; Chordata; Aves; Falconiformes; Falconidae. Gene Ontology annotation, molecular function: G protein-coupled receptor activity. The transcript has 3 exons. Gene Ontology annotation, biological process: G protein-coupled receptor signaling pathway. Bases 261 to 1301 code for a protein of 346 amino acids.